GGUACUCUGGAGAUGACUGACCAUAAAUAUGCCCAUAAACUAUGCUGGAAGGACGGUGCUUAGGCAGGAAUAAUUGCAAUCUGAAGAACGAAGACGCAGAAUGAAGACGCAGACAUCACGAGCUGAGGCAAAUUCCAGUACGAGUACCUAGCCAUGUCUGAUCAAGCUGAGAUUCUUCCCGGUAGAAGAAACCGACAGGGAAGCCAUGAACAGCUUAUUCAAGCCAACCCCAGCAUGACCCCAGCAAGUAACGGGAGAGGACAACUUACUGUCGACACAUCGAUUCAAGACACCCUAGAAAGGGCAAUUACCCUUGAUAAUACGAAUCAUAACUCAGAUGAACACAAACUACCGUCUGAGCAGAUGCAUGAACCCGACAAUCAUAGAGCGCUUCGCGACGGCGACAACGAACGACUGACCCAUUAUGGGCAUUCAUACCUUGCUUGUGCCUCCUUCAUACAGGCCUUCUCCGUCCAACAGCCCGCGAACGGUUCGAUCGAAACCCAAGGGCCGACACCCACGCGUACAAACUUGCAGCAAUACCUGCCUCAGCAGCUUAUUGUCGGAAACUACGCUUUAGAAUUCUGGAAAGCUGAGACUUUAUACGACGGUCCUCUUCCAGUGAUUCCUCAGCUCGCUGAUCCUAGCUACUGGCUUCUUCAAGUAGAAACCAACAACGACCAUAAUAAUCGGGAGAGUGACCUGGAGGCAGCAAGGAAUGAAACUCGUAACGGGAUUUACGAAUAGGGGUAUCGACUGGCCGAGCGUUGUCUACUAUAAAAACUUUAGCUAAUUCGAAGGCUUCUUGGGGUUGUUAUAACUGAGUACUAAGAAGUUCGCUUCCAGGAGAAGCCUUUAAACUAGGUGGUUCGUGUAUAGGUGGGAGGGCAAGUCAGUAGCCAGAUAGUAAGAGCUCGUGACCCUCUUGAGGCUUUACAAAUCUCCGAAGAGCUCCAUUAAUAAUUUGAAGCUGGACGCCAAUAAAAU
Molecule: messenger RNA, 987 nt
Organism: Daldinia decipiens
Lineage: Eukaryota; Fungi; Ascomycota; Sordariomycetes; Xylariales; Hypoxylaceae
Exons: 2
Coding region: 154-747 (197 amino acids)
Source: RefSeq, a predicted model, not a curated record